CACUUAACCCAAGCGGGGGAGAGUCCCGGAUGUUGGCUCGGCCGCCGAGAGAAAGGCGAACGGGAGAAGGCGGAGAGAGAAACUGAGGAGGGACACCACGGCACGGCAGGCACACCGGCGAAGCUACGGCGGCUCUUUGCACAGGACGACAACGUCAAGAGCACAGGAGACUCCUGGAGGGGGACCCCGCUAACCGAAGAAGAGGAGGUGCAAGGACGGGGAGACAGUUACUCUGAAACUACCGUGAGGAUUACACAGAGCCCGCGUCACAGCAGCUUUCACCCAGAAGUUGACUCACAGAAGAUGCUAUGCUGAUGUCCUAAGCUGAGGGCGCCCUGACUUCAUCGGCACUCAUCCCCAUUUGUUAUUCAACACCUGGCCCGCACUCCAUCGAUCGCAAACUACCAACAGCAACCACAGCAACCGCCACCUUUUCCCCGCCCCCUCCCGCCCAGCCUGCCGUCACAAUGACGUCGGAGCUGGAGAGCAGCCUGACCUCCAUGGAUUGGCUUCCUCAGCUGACCAUGCAGGCAGCCAUCCGCAAGGCUGAUGCCCAGAAUGCCCACGGGCCAGGCAUGGGCAAGAAGAGCUCCCUGCUGGAUCCUAACACCACGCUGGACCAGGAGGAGGUGCAGCAGCACAAGGACGGGAAGCCUCCCUACAGCUACGCCAGCCUCAUCACAUUUGCUAUCAACAGCUCGCCAAAGAAGAAGAUGACGCUGAGCGAGAUCUACCAGUGGAUCUGUGAUAACUUUCCCUACUACAGAGAGGCGGGCAGUGGCUGGAAGAACUCAAUACGGCACAAUCUGUCAUUGAACAAGUGUUUUCUCAAAGUGCCUCGCUCCAAAGAUGACCCAGGAAAGGGCUCUUACUGGGCCAUCGACACCAACCCAAAGGAGGACGCUUUGCCUACACGGCCAAAGAAAAGGCCGCGGUCUGGAGAGCGGGCUUCUACGCCGUACAGCCUGGAGUCAGAGUCUUUGGGGAUGGAGUGUAUGAUCUCUGGAAGUGCCUCUCCAACGCUGGCAAUCAACACUGUGACUAACAAGGUGGCGUUGUACAACACAGACCAAGAAGGGAGCGACAGUCCAAGAAGCAGCCUUAACAACAGCCUGUCUGACCAGAGUCUGGCCUCUGUCAAUCUCAACAGUGUGGGCAGUGUGCACAGCUAUACACCGGUGACCAGUCACCCAGAGCCCGUGUCCCAGUCUAUGAGCCUCCAGCAGCCCCCCCAGUCCCAGUACAACAUGCCAGACAGGGACAAGCAGCUCCUGUUCUCAGAAUUUGAAGAUCUCAGUGCCUCCUUCCGCAGCCUUUACAAGUCUGUUUUUGAGCAGUCCUUCAGCCAACAAGGUCUGAUGGGCAUACCGUCAGAGUCCUCCCAGCAGACCCACACCUCCUGCUCCUAUCAGCACUCACCCAGUGGCACCAUUAGCACUCAGAACAACCUGUCCAACAACCAACCCAACAACCACCCCAACAGCCACACCGGCAACAGUGGCCAAGUACCCUUGUCCCAUCCUGCCCAAGCCCACCCUGGCCACGGCUCGCCCCACACACAGCACCUAUCGCAGCACGGCGGCCCCCACAACCAACACGCCCAGCACAGCCAACACAGCCAGCACCCGCAGCACCAACAGCACUCCCAGCACCCGCAGCACGCUGCACACUCCCAGCACGGGCAGCACCCGUCGCAGCAUCCGUCCCACGGCCAGCACCCGCAGCAGCACACGCCGCACCCCUCCCAACAUUCGCAGCACAGCCAGCACCCUUCUCAACACGGACAGCAGCACCAGAGCCUCUCCCACCAGCCCCAUCCUACCCAGCAACAGAUGGCCUGCAACACAGGUUUACUGUCUGACUGGUACCCAAAUCUGGACGCACUGAAAGAAAGCUGUCGUAUUGCUAGCAGCUAUAACUGGGCUGAUGUCGACCUUUCACCUUUCCAAGGGUUGAGAGAGAGUAUGAGACAAGCGGAGUUGAACAACUGGUCUCUGGAACCGACCCAGAUCGCAGACCUCUGCUCAUCCAUCAACCAGUUUUUUGCCCGCACCGGUGUAAUCCAGCCACAGGGGGCAGUGCAGCCUCCUGUCUGCCACGGCACCAUGCACACCAACAAACCCAACCAGCACCUCAACACAGGAAAUCUCUACAUGGACUCCAGACAAAGCAUGCCCAUGAUGGGUCCUCCAGCAUAUCCCCACAUGCCCCCUAUGAGCAGCGCAGGACCCACUAUGACAGGACACCAUGCACAGAUGAACCAGCAGCACAUGAUACCUACCAGAAACUUCCCAAUGCAUCGCAUGCAACCUGACGACAUCCAGGAUGAUUUUGAUUGGGACUCCAUUGUCUAGCCCCCAGAGCUUCUUUUUUUUUUUUUUUUUUUUUUUUUUUUUGCAAAACAGAUGGGAGCGAGGAGAGGAGGUGGAAGCCGGAGGAAGCCAGGCUCAGCUGAAAGGCCGCAGGUGGAUGAGGCCACUGUGGGUGGGAUGCAGAAGAACAUUUGACGAAAGCUUCGGAGAAAUGCAGACUUCAGAAUCCUGACAAUUUUACAAAAGCAAAACAUAACUAGAAAAUGUUACUUUGAAGACAAUCAUAUUUAGUCGGACAUGUUAAAGUGAUUGCUUAAAAACUUGUCUAGAGACGAGUAGACUCGUUCACGUCUAAACCACAUGCUCCUCAGCUCCUCAGCUCCUCAGCUAGCCCUCUCUCCCCGUCCCUAGUGAGCAGCCUUCCAAAGUCCAAACCCCCUCUCCCCACCCGCCCGCCCCCCCGCCCCCCGCGCCGUAACUGUUAUGUGAUUUGAGCGACAUGUUCAGCUUGUAAUUCUUCUCGUGUUGACAUUGGCCUCAGCUGCCUCUUGGAUGAGUUAUCUCCCUUUUUUUAAAGAUUUAUUUUUUAUUUUUUAUUUCUAAGAAACACGGGCUGUCUCUGUGAGUGAUAUGGUGGUGCUCGUUGUUCACUUUUUGGGAGGAAGCCCCACUGUGGCAGAUAUUGGUGGUAAAGUUAGGUUUACACAAAAAAAAACAAACAAAAAAAAACCUGAGGUUUUGAACAGGGUGUUAAAUGUUUAGGCAGGCUUCAUAAGAAACAAACCAGGAGGGAGAGCACAGAAAGCAUAUCGGUCUGUUAUUAUAGCCAACCAGUGUGACCAGGCUCACUGCAAUAGUUAUGGGAGUGCAGCGACUUUCUCUCUAAGUUCUCUCCAGUUUUUCACGAUGAAUGAGUGUGAUGUGAGUGAGUAGAAGAUGAGAGUGAGGAAGUCAGACAUUCGAGCCUCGUUAAUUCAUUCAGUUUGAAGAUAAAUUUUAAUGAUCGUUCAACAAAAUAUCAUGGAAAAGAAUGUUAUGUGCAAUAGUGUGACUGACACAUUGUGUUUCCAUUGCACAGUUUGUGGACCACAGAGCACCGAGAGAGCAUCAGCUGAUGUUACUUACACCGAUCAGCCACAACGUUAUGACCACUGACAGGAGUAAAUAUAUGACCGUCUUGUGACAAUUGAAUGCUCUGCUGGGAAACGUUUGGACCUGGUAUUAGUGUGGAUGUUACUUAGACAUGUA
This is a messenger RNA of Mugil cephalus (flathead mullet), 3560 nucleotides long. It is a transcript of the gene foxj3, whose product is annotated as forkhead box J3. Gene Ontology annotation, biological process: regulation of transcription by RNA polymerase II. Gene Ontology annotation, molecular function: RNA polymerase II cis-regulatory region sequence-specific DNA binding; DNA-binding transcription factor activity, RNA polymerase II-specific. Lineage: Eukaryota; Metazoa; Chordata; Actinopteri; Mugiliformes; Mugilidae. The transcript is spliced from 12 exons. The record is from RefSeq and is a predicted model, not a curated record. Gene Ontology annotation, cellular component: nucleus. The coding region runs from base 468 to 2354 and encodes 628 amino acids.